UGGAUGAGAGGAUAGAAGCCGCCCCGCCUUUCACACAACACAACGUCGCAGUCACUAAUUAGUAACAAUUAACGAUAGUCGCUUUGAGUACAAGAAGUAGGCUAACUUUUAAAUCUGUUAGGAUACUUGUUUUGGUUGUUUGUUUUUUUUACGUGUGUCGCGUGACUGAAAGGACGCUCGAGCAGCGACCUGUCAACUACAAUUUGAGAUUUGGAAGGUUGUAACAGUAGUAUAUCCCAGCAGCAACCAAGUUGCAUGCAGAAUAGCGUUACUCAGCCGAGGCUCGGACUACUGCACAUCACACUGGAGAGUCUCUUCGCUUCCAAAAAAACAAGGAUGAACAGGAGAAACUGAGGGAGUUUGGACUGCACACCAAAUAGCAGAAAAGAAAACUUGCUUCUCCAGAGCAAGGAAGUGGCUACAAUUGGACCACCUUUACAAGAAAGGGUCUUUGUAAUAUGUGUAGCAUCUCAAGUGUUGUGGUUCUGCUGUGAUAAAUGUCAGCCUGUCCUGAUAUUUGUAUGGGUCUUGCUUCUCAACCAAAGAUCUCCCUUGGCGGACUGAACAAACGAGUCCACUCUAACAGAGCUACGCCUGUCCUCACUCUAGUCUGACGGCACUCACCGACAUCAAAGCUCUUCGUUCUUCUUGCUGUCUCAUCCUUCUGCUUCUGUCAGAGUGGGGGAUGUCUGUUUUCUAACACCUCUCAGCCUGCUUAUCUACUAGAUCUGUACAACUGCGACCAACACUGGACAUGGAGGACUAUGAUGUUCGCUCGGCCGCCAGCAUCCUGGCCUCAGUGAAAGAGCAGGAGGCGCGCUUUGAGCAGCUGACCCGAGCCCUUGAGGAGGAGCGGCGCAACGUCACGCUGCAGCUAGAGCGCGCCAACCUGCCUCCCAACCCCCCUACCAGCCAACCGCUAGCAUGGCAGCAGGUGGUGAUGCAGGAGCAGAGCCCCAGCAACGCCACAACCCUGGCUAUGAUGCAGGAGCCGCAGGAGGUGGUGGAGGAGACGGUCACCAUAGAGGAGGACCCUGGCACCCCCACCUCCCACGUCUCUGUGGUCACCUCUGAUGACGGCACCACACGGCGCACAGAAACCAAGGAUAUCUCAUCUAACGUGAAGGUGACCAAAGUGGUCAAAACCAUCACACGCCGCACCUAUCAUCCAGUGACGGUGACUGACAACUUGUUAGAGUCCAGGCCUGCCACCCGGACCCCCACCCCGGUCUCCAUCUCGCCCCCCAGCACAUCGGAGACAGAACCAGUGACUAAGAUGGUGAAGACAGUGACCACACGGACAGUGCGCCAGGUGCCCCUAGGCCCCGAUGGCUUGCCCCUGCCCGAGGGCUCGUCUCCACUAGGCAACUACACCGACUCCAUUGACCGGCGCUACAUGAAGAAUGGAGGCUUCAUCACGCCUCAAGCAACCUCCACCCUGACGCGCUCCUACAACAACUCCUACAACGAUUCAUACGGCGAGACACCUGAGAGCCAGUACGUCCGCCACUACGGCCUGCAUGAUGGCUACGCCGAUUUGACGGACAACUACGGCAGCCUGUCACGCGGCGUCAACUUCCGGCCACCGCGCUACCCCUACCUGCCCAACAGCUACCGGCCAGAGAACAGCUACACGCUGCCUAUUCGUAAGGAUGACUACGGCCAUGUGGCCCAGCCCCAGGUGCCUAUGGGUAACAGCACUGUGGAUCUGAACCGCUCGCAGCCUGAGCGCUUCCAGCCCGAGCCAUAUGGCCUGGAGGAUGAUCGCCGCAGCUUGGGCCCUGAAGAGGAGGAGCCAUACGAGCUGGAGCCCGACUACUCCACUGCAAACCGCCGCACCCUGCAGGGGGCCAACCGGGGUCGCACCCACCGGGAACCUCUUCGUGAUGUGCCCCGAGUCAGAGGGUACCCAGACGAAGCCAUCGAGGCAGAGCUGAUCGAUGAGCGCCACCCCUACAUCCAUGGCAUGUAUUCAGCGCCGCUGGCCCAGCCCGAGAGGGGGAGCAUGGCCAGUCUGGACCGCAUGGGCGGCCGGCGCUCACCGUCCAUCGACAGCAUCCGCAAAGACCCGCGCUGGCGUGACCCAGACCUCCCCGAGGUGAUCGCCAUGCUGGGUCAUCCCAUUGACCCGGUCAAGUCCAACGCCGCCGCCUACCUGCAGCACCUGUGCUACGAAAAUGACAAGAUUAAGAAGGAUGUGCGUCAGCUGAAGGGGAUUCCUGUUCUGGUGGGGCUUCUGGACCACCCCAAAUCCGAAGUCCACCGCAAGGCUUGCGGCGCCCUGCGCAACAUCUCCUACGGCAAGGACAACGACAACAAGGUGGCCAUCAAGAACUGUGACGGCAUCCCAGCCCUCGUGCGCCUGCUGAGGAAGACCAAUGACAUGGAGGUUCGAGAGCUCAUCACCGGAACCUUGUGGAACCUGUCGUCCUAUGAACCCCUGAAGAUGGUGAUCAUCAACCACGGCCUGCAGACCCUGACCAACGAGGUCAUCAUCCCCCACUCGGGGUGGGAGCACGAGCCAAACGAGGACUCGAAGCCCCGCGACGCCGAGUGGACCACCGUCUUUAAGAACACCUCCGGCUGCCUCAGAAAUGUGAGCUCAGACGGGGCAGAGGCUCGCCGCAGACUGAGGGAAUGCGAGGGAUUGGUGGACGCCCUGCUGCACGCGCUCCAAUCAGCUGUAGGGAAGAAAGACAUGGACAAUAAGUCUGUGGAGAACUGCGUUUGUAUUAUGAGGAACCUGUCCUACCACGUCCACAAAGAGGUGCCAGGGGCCGAAAAGUUCCAGGACCCCUCGGCGCUACAGGCCCCUGGCUCGGCAGGACCACAGAGGAAGAAAAAGGACGACGCCGGCUGCUUCGGAGGCAAGAAAGCCAAAGAGGAAUGGUUUAAUCAAGGCAGGAAAAACGGUGACAACGACAAAAACUACGACACGCUGGAUCUGCCCAAGCGCUCAGAGCCGUCAAAAGGCUUUGAGCUGCUGUAUCAGCCGGAAGUGGUGAGGCUCUACCUAUCUCUGCUGACUGAGAGCCAGAACUACAACACCCUGGAGGCCGCUGCCGGGGCUCUGCAAAACCUCAGCGCUGGACAGUGGACUUGGUCCAACUACAUCCGAGCCACGGUGCGUAAGGAGAAAGGUCUUCCUAUCCUGGUGGAGCUGCUGCGCUCCGACUCGGACAAGGUGGUCCGAGCUGUGUCCAUCGCCCUGCGCAACCUGUCCAUCGACCGCCGCAACAAGGACCUGAUCGGAAGUUAUGCCAUGCGGGACUUGGUGAGCAACCUGCCCAGCGGUCAACAGCGGCCAGCCAAAAACCUGGAGGAGGACACUGUGGUGGCCAUCCUCAACACCAUCCAUGAGAUUGUCACAGACAGCUCUGAAAACGCCCGCUCUCUCGCCCAGGCUCAGGCCAUUGAGAAGCUGGUCGCCAUCAACAGGACCAGCCAAUCAGCUCGCGAAACCAAGGCGGCAUCCCACGUGCUGCAGACGGUCUGGAGUUAUAAGGAGCUGAGGAACGCUUUGACCAAGGACGGCUGGAACAAAAGCCACUUCCAGCCCACAGUGACAGCCACCCCCAAAGCAACCAAGAACGGCAAGCCAGGCUACGACGACACCACCCUACCCCUGAUGGAGAAGAACCAGGGACCCAGGAAAUGUGGCAGUGGUGAUAUGAUACCUAUGGAUGAGCUGGGUCCAGAUGGUUACUCCACCAUUGACCAGAAAGACAAGGACUGCAAAUACAAGACAGUGGACAGCUCAGUGGACCAGACAGACCGGGAGCCAUUAAAGAAUGACACAAAUAGGAAACACUAUAUCAGGAGUAACAGGCCUGCGGUCAGUCUGGUGGACGCUUGUGAUGUUAAGCCCCAGCCUGUUGACUCCUGGGUCUAAAUGCAUGCAUGGCUUAAAGGAACGACAUCCCAGCUAGAGGACGAUCUCUCAUAUCACCACUGCCAUUUGACAUGGAGCUCAUCUUUGGAGUUGGACUUUGUACAGAAAAGAGGAUUUAAAAAUAAAUAAAAAAUAAUGAUCACGGCAGCAACUACCCAGCAGCAGCCAACAUUCUCCUGCUUUUCAGAAGAAGAAAAAAAUGAAAAAAAAGAAUAAAAAAGUGACUACUCCUGCUACUUUCUCAUAUCUACAUUCCCACUGGACAUCAUGUGAAUUUUUACAGUGUUGACUCUUGUUGAGCUCUACCGGUUACCAGAAACGGACAGAGGCCGGUGCUGGUGAAGGAAUGGAGGACGUAUGGAGGGCGAUCAGAUGUGAGGAGAAGGAAGGUAAUAGAAAAAGGAACGUGUUGGAAGGAAACCUGUGGGAAUGCGAAAUGAAUGUUUUUCAUUUCCGUUUUCACAUCUGCAAGAAGUUCAUGCCUGAACUUUGUGGGGUUUUAGAGAAUUUUACUUACAGUUUGUUUUCAAGCUUUGGUAUUUUGAUGUGAAACAGGUAUGGACUGGUGUGUUAGAGGGUCACGGAACGUUUGUUUUCAGGUUGGUGGGAUGGACACAAGAAAGUAAAAAGGAUAAAGAGAGAAAGAGAGAAAGCGAGCCCAGGAGGAGCUGUAGCAUAGUGGAUAAACAUGGACACUCAACAGUCUGCUCUCAUAGACUUAUAUUUGGUUCACUGGUGUUUAUUUAGGGAGAAAAAAUGCACUGAGAUGUUUCGAAAUCAGAAGUGGUAAACAAGUAAUUGAUACUAAAGUGAGGAGUCUGCAAGUUGUGGUCUGGAGAAGGGAAAGUGACAUAGUCUGUACAUCAGACGGAGUAACGGUUUAUGUUCACACUGCAUCGCAAAAAGUACGCUGAAAUGGAAACAACUGUUUCUGUUUCAUCGUGGUCAACAUGUUGACCCUCACUCACAGAGCUGUGGUUACUAGGGUAACCACUCAGGUUGUGUAGCGACGCAGUUUGGCGAGUUUCCUGGCUGGUUGCUCUUUGUCAAUGAUGUGUAUUAAAGAGGAUAUACGGCAUUUUGUUUAUAAAUGAUGUGUUUUUUUGAAAAGAGAGGCGUAAGAUUGUUCUCUUGAAAGGAUAGAUCUAAAAGCUUUUUUUUUGUGUGUGUGUGUGGGGGCGGGGGCUAUAUAGAUGUAUAUUGGGGUCAAAAAGGAAAAAAAAUGGUAAAAUGAAGGAGAAAAAAAGAAAUACAAAUGACCGACUUCUUAGUUGUAUAUUAAUAUCACAUUGUUUGGAAAGCACAUUUCAUUUGAUAAAGGAUCACCAUGUUUGUAAACACGAAGUAACCACGUAACUUAAAUGUGUGUCAAAUUUUGUCGAGUUACGCAACGAUCACCUAUUUAUAUUUUGUAUUUGUCACAACAACAAAAAAAGUUGAUCUGCAGUGUUCUUUCUAAAGGUGAUGACUACCUACAUGGUGUGUGACAGCCCCUGCAUCUCCGAAACCAGACACUCUGGAGGGGGUCAAAGGUCAGACAGAGAUUUGAUGGGAUAGACCAGAGACGGCAGUGUUAAUAAGAGUUCCUUCAUUUUCUUCUUCUCGAUGCAUUCAGAACCGAGUUACCGCCAAACCCUGAACCCUCCUCCUCCCCCGGGUGCAUUUUAAAGAGAAAUAUUCAUUCGUGAGCAUGAAGAAAAACUGUACAGAUGUUUAUAUUCUAUUCUUUCCAAGUGCCAGUUUUUGUGGUGUCAUUUGGAUAUUAACUAAUUCAUUCAUGUGCAAGAAGAGAGUACAGGGAGGACGAGUGGAUGUGGAUGUACAAGGCAAAAAUAAUAGCAUUGCAUCAUGCUGUACAAAACAAAAACAUCAUGUUUGGUCAUAUAGUAUAUAUUUUUACAACGCUUUAGGGAGAGGGGCAGUCGAGAUAAAGAAAAGCAGAUAGAGAUACAGAAUCAUAUUUCUACUUUCUCUUGCUCGGUGAGACUGCACACUCAACCCAGUGAGAAUGUGUCCGCUCUCCUUUUCCAGCCCCAGUCUGUCAGGGAGACAGAAAGAGAAUCCAAUCCAAGUCGGUAAUCACUCAUGCGUCAUCAAGGCGAAUGGCAUGUGCCUGCAUCGAAGUCAGAUUUUUUCUUUGUGGCGUAUGUGACUUUAUAAAGCUUGCAUAUUUUACAGUGUUUACAAAGAUGUAUGUUGUGGUAAAAAUCAAUAAACUACACAAACAAACAAAAAACUUACUGUAUAAAUUUUAAUUUUCAGAAGUUAAAAAAAAAAAAAAAAAACAAUACCCAGAAUCCCUUUUGUGUGUCCUCAGAAGUGUGUGCUUUCAUUGGACAAUACUGAACCCUUGCAACAAAGACCCAUACGACUGUCUAUUCCUGACUGCACGUGGCAGUACCACAACCAAAGGAUCUGGAGGUGUAUUUACAUGCAUUCAAAAGUGGGGAGGGCUUUGGUUUUGUGGAUGUACAGCGUGUUUUACAUUUACAAAAGAAAGAGCCAAGCAAACUGUGCUGUAAAAGAAAUGCAGGACACGGACAUGCAUCGAAUCAAACAAGCCUACCUGUGUAGAUAUAACUGAUUCAAGACCGUCAAAAUAAAGUAACUGUACUACUCAGUAGCAGAUGUGUUUGUACCUAUCAUGUGCCUUAACCUUUUCCAUGGUAGAUAAAGAUAAGUGUGUUUUAUAUAACUUUAUUCCUUCCUUUCAACUGGCAUCUCUUCAUUCUGUCUGUUCACCUCUCCCCCUUCACCUCCUGUGUCAUCCUCCCUCUCUUUUUCCUCCACUCAACUCACUCAUUCAUUCAUCCUGCACUCCCUCCCUAACCCCCCCCCCAAACCCUAAGUAGUAUAGACUGUUGGUGGGUUUCUGCCUUGUAUGAAAUUGUAUUAUAACCUUUUAAAAAGAUAGUCGUUCAAAUAAGGGUUUUGAUUUCCUAGAGGAGUAAAGUUGUUAAUGCUUUCGUAGCGAGCAGAAGCGAUGCCACAGUGACAGAAUGUAUCAUGUUAAUUUUACUAAUACCCAGAGGCAAAUAUUACGCUUGUUAAACAUAAUGGAAAAAUACUGGUUUGUAGAGUAUAAAUUUGGUGUGUUUUCAAUAAAUCAUGCCUGGAAAGAA
Sander lucioperca (pikeperch) is the source of this 7014-nucleotide messenger RNA. RefSeq names its product ARVCF delta catenin family member b (gene arvcfb). Gene Ontology annotation, cellular component: nucleus; plasma membrane; adherens junction. The record is from RefSeq and is a predicted model, not a curated record. Gene Ontology annotation, biological process: cell-cell junction assembly; cell-cell adhesion. Lineage: Eukaryota; Metazoa; Chordata; Actinopteri; Perciformes; Percidae. The transcript is spliced from 25 exons. Bases 755 to 3892 code for a protein of 1045 amino acids. Gene Ontology annotation, molecular function: cadherin binding.